Moneuplotes crassus is the source of this 1201-nucleotide messenger RNA. NCBI's taxonomy places the organism in Eukaryota, Ciliophora, Spirotrichea, Euplotida, Euplotidae. The record is from the annotation of a GenBank genome assembly.
UUUGGUCGAUCUCCAGCCAAAAUUUUAAUUUAUUUAAAUUUAGUAUGUCUCCUAAAGGGUGAAGGGGGUUCUAUGGAAAUAUUCUUCUCUUUUUCCAGUUUCAGCUUCUAUUAUUUUCUUAUGAGUUUUCUUCUUCCUUGUACGGUUCUAAAUAGGCAUAUAAGUAAGGUUUUGAUAUGAAAACGUCACAAUAUAUCGGGGUAAUUAAAUGCAAAUUUAAUUAUCAAACACAAGUAAUGUUACUCUUCCAAUGCCAAAAUAUAUAUACCUGAGCUUUUAGGGCAUAAGUUUCUGUAUCAAAAGGGCCAUUAGGGUUGAUAAGAGUUCCCUUCUUGCCUGCAUUUUUCACAACCAUCUUAUGAAGCUCUUUUUUGGAAAAUUCAAAAGUAUCUGGCAUGCUAACUUGGUUAAUCACAUGGUUGGGAUUUCCUUCGAUGAAAGUGGUUUUCUUGUUCUUUCUAUUCUUCUCCUUGUUAAUUAGUUUUUGAUGAUAUCCAUACUCUUCUGAAGUUGGAUCAACAGUUGGAUUCUAAACUUUAAUCAGCAAAGGCUACUAGAAAAAUGGGCUAUUUAAGAUUCUUCAGUUUUUAAGAAAUGGAUAAAUAAAAGUCCUGAUUAGCAUCUGGCUACAUUAUUUGGGCAAGCUAAGUUCUGAUCAAUCGUAGGGAACAUUAGUUUUAGACAAAAUUUUAGCAAAUAUGGGUUUAAAUAGUUGAAAUAUAAUAUGCAAACUACUAAAUAUUUACCUCAUCUUUCUCGUCCUGUACAGUCUGAGCCUUAUAUUUUUGAUAUCCUUCAUGAAGCCCUUUGAAAAUUGGUAAUUUUUCUUCUUCAUCACUUAAUUCUGCUUUCUUUGUUCUAUUCUUUUUCUUUCUUUGACUCUUCUUGUCGAUAACUUCGUAGUGAGAAUUGUCAGUGUAUACUUUAAUCUUACAAUAUUUGUUAUUAGUCAUUUUAGUAUUUUGCUCAACAUUUUGAACAACUUUAAUAUCAUCUGGUUCUCGUCCAAUAUACCCAAUAUCAUCUUGGACUUUAUUAAAUGUGCAGUAAUUUGCGAUGUACUUAUUAACCUCAUUUGCUGGUUUCUUAGCAAUCUUCUUGUUGGUCUUGUACUUAGACUCUCUUUUUACCAUUGUUUUUAUUAAUUAACUUUGAUAAUCCUAAUAAAAUUCUGAUUUUAUUCAUUCAAUCCAGCCAAUUA